AUGCCACUGUUAAUCCAGAUGUCACUGCUAACCCUGAUGCCACUGCUAACCCAGAUGCCACUGCUAACCCAGAUGACACUGCUAACCCAGAUGCCACUGCUAACCCAGAUGCCACUGCUAACCCAGAUGCCACUGCUAAUCAAAAUGCCUCUGCUAACCAGGAUGCCUCUGCUAACCAGGAUGCUCCUGCUAACCAGGAUGCCCCUGCUAACCAGGAUGCCACUGCUAAUCAGGAUGACCCUGCUAACUAG
Racocetra fulgida is the source of this 251-nucleotide messenger RNA. NCBI's taxonomy places the organism in Eukaryota, Fungi, Glomeromycota, Glomeromycetes, Diversisporales, Gigasporaceae. The record is from the annotation of a GenBank genome assembly.